Dermacentor andersoni is the source of this 3587-nucleotide messenger RNA. RefSeq names its product Actin-related protein 10 (gene Arp10). The record is from RefSeq and is a predicted model, not a curated record. Lineage: Eukaryota; Metazoa; Arthropoda; Arachnida; Ixodida; Ixodidae.
UCGUUGCAAUAUGUCGGCUGCCUUAUCGACGAAAUGUUCUUUCGGUUCCUUACGUAGACUCGCGUAGACUCUUUGGGGCGUGUAUCAUUGCUGAAAUGUGUUCCGUCUCGCGGUCAUGUUAACUUGCUCAUCAUAGCCUUCAGGGUUUUGUAAGCGCCAAGCAAGAUGCCGAUCUAUGAAGGAAUAGGCAUGGUGGCCGAAAAAAACUCGGUGGUGUUUGACUUCGGACGCGCCUACACAAAGUGUGGUUUCGCGCGUGAACCGAGCCCCCGAUGGAUCAUACCAAGCAGCGUUCCAUUGGGUCGUAACAACCAGAUGCAGCCCAUCUGGAACUACUGGGCCCAGGAUGACCUCACCACCAUGCUCAAGGAAUUCAUGUACACCCUGUACUUCAGGCAUCUCUCGGUCAACCCCAAGGACCGGCGAGUGGUUGUCGUCGAGUCUGUGCUGUGUCCGACGCUGUUUCGCAACACAGUUGCGCAGGUGCUCUUUGAGCACUUUGAGGUUCCAGCCAUAGUUUUCGUGCCGUCACAUCUCAUGGCCUUGUACACCCUUGGGAUCAACUCUGCACUUGUCCUCGACUGCGGAUACUACGAGAGUAUCUCACUGCCGGUUUAUGAAGGAGUCUGCAUCCUCAGUGCCUGGCAGGCCAUUCCCCUUGGGGGACUCGCCAUUCACAGGCGGAUAGAGUCUGAGCUCAUGGAGCUGGCAACAGUGCGAGGUUCAUCUGACGGCGAGUUUUCGCUUGCAGAGGUGCUUACUGAUCCUAUCAGGGAAUCUGUUCUAGAAGACAUAAAAGUCCGCACUUGUUUUGUGACUACCCGCGAGAGGGCGCUAAAGCUGCAGGUUUGGGGAUUCGCAAGGAGCAACAAUGCUGAAGUCAUUCCGGAUCCUCCUCCCCCGCCACCAGAGGUCAAAUAUCCUUUGGACGGCGACAAGAUCAUCACCAUUCCGGGGACGCUAAGAGAAUAUGCAGCUGAAGCUCUGUUUGAAUUGGAUGGCGACAUGAAGUCCAUAGCAACACUACUUCUGGAUUCCAUUUUAAAGGCUCCAAUGGAUUCGCGGAAGGUCCUGGCUCAGAACAUUGUGGUCAUGGGCGGGAGCUCCAUGAUGCCGGGUUUCAAGCACCGCCUCCUCCAGGAGCUGAAGAGCUUGGUCCAGGACCCAGCGUACUCGCGGAAGAUGAACAUGAACACGUUCAAGUUCCACAGCCCGCCCAGCAAGGAGAACUACACUGCGUGGCUUGGAGCUUCCAUCUAUGGCUCUACGGAUGCAGUGAACGUGCACUGUAUCACCAAGGACCAGUUCAUCACCAACAACCGGCACAUUCCAGACUGGUCAGACCAGGCUUGGCAGGCCCUGUCAAGCAAGUCAGCUUGAAAAGACUUCCCUCUCCGAGGACCAAAGAUGCGUCCGCUUCACCUUCCGCGUGCACCUCUGUCUUCGGCCUCAAAACACAGCUCCUUUUGCCAAACUGUGUCGUGCAAGUGCUGAGGGAAUGGUGAAAGUUCAGCAACGUUUCUUCUGCGGUGAUCUGACGUGCGAGAAGUUUGCGGCGAAGGCACUGCCGGCUUUUUUUUCGUGACUCUUGGCUCUGCGUGUUGAAAACUGGAAGCUUGGUGUUGCGGCUCUGUUGUGUUGUUCAUUUUAUGUUGACAAAAGAAUCUGUUGCUCAGUUACAUCUCAUCAUAAGGGUGUCUGCCUUUUAAGCUGUUGUGCUUUUUCCUGAAUUACUCAAGAGGUGUACUGGUUUCUUGCUGGAUAAAACCUUGAGAAUUUGUGUCCCUAUUACUCAAAGAGUGACACUCUUCUUUUUUUUUUACCAUUUAAUGCAAAUGGUAAAGUUAAGUCUGGGUUGGAAGGUCCUGUAUUAUUAUUAACUUUGUCCACACUCUUGUGCCUUUUCCAUCUUUCAUGCGGCUUCUUUGGCGACCUGUGUGAUAUGGUAUCAAACCCAGGGUCCUUUAAGUGAAAGAAGGGUGAAUUGGUGCAAUUUGGUUCCUUGCAGAAUGAAGUGCUUUGAUGAAUGCUGUGCUUGCAAGGAGAUAUCGUGUUCAUGCAAAGCUUCCUUUUUUUAAUCUGUUAGCUUGCCAUUGGAUUUCUUGCCUAUUUAUUGCUAUGCAACACAGUCAUACAUUAUAUACCAAGUUUCGGCAUUGUUAGCAUGCUGAAUCAGCAUUUCUUGCUACAUCUGGCAGCCAUGUUGUUGUAAUGUGUUGCUACUUUGAGAUGUAAUGUCCUAUGUGCUGUGGACACUCAAAGUGAAUUUGGAAUCAACCUUUGCUGAGCCUCCCAGCAGCACCAAAAGCUUUAACAGUAACUAGCUAUCUACCCUGGCUUAGAAACAAGACUGUACAAGGUUUAAGAGUGAUUGAGGGUUGCAUUCUAACUUUAGAGCUUUAUUCAGGUUGAUGGAUCAGAUCAGAGUAAUAUAUUUAAAUGAUACCUAGCUCGAGACCUAAUUCAAGGGACACUAAGAUGAAAAAUAAUUUGAGAUGUAUUGGUUAAUUACUCUUUUAUAAUAUAAAAAAGCCACUCUUACUGUCAGGAGUGGUUUCAUAAACCAUAAAUUCCACAAGAAUGAAUGACAGUUGGCAACAUUGCUUUCAAGUUUUCACUACAUCAUGAAUUGUGAGCCUAGUUAACUAGUCUCGGGCUUAGUUAACUUUUUGUCAUGAAACAUUGUAAGAUUGUUGAGGUUGUGUGUUCAUUGUAAGCUGAUACAUAGAUGCCACUAUAUACAAAAUCUUUAAGGUCAAGUGGUUUAGGGACCCUUCAAAGAUAAGAAAAACUAUCCUUCCAUGUCUACAAGGAUCAUUUGUAUUACGAGUAUAAAGUCAAACAUUAACAACUCGGAAAAAACCUGGAAUUCAUUAUUGCAUCCCCAGGUUCACCUGCAUUUGGCUCGGUCGACUUCCAAAAUUUAGCCAAUUCUAAUUGUAAAAUGUAGGUUUACAUUCGGGAUGCACCAUGCUUAUAGGAACUAGUUACACGAGGUAAUUGCACAUAUUGCUUGUUCUGACAGCCUGUUCUUCUUCACGUUUGAGUUUAGGCUGAUGAUUCCCAACGUCACAGGUACUUUAAAUAGUUUACUGUUUGUAUUCUUUGCCAGGCAUGGGUGAUAGUAAAGCUAUCGUCUAAUGUGUAAAGGGUAAGAGGGUGGAGAUUUUGGAUAAGCAUGUUAUACAAGUUUGCACAUUUCUACAAGGCCUGUGAUUCACAUAUGUGGCAGCGACGGUGUCGAUAGGUCUGUGUGAAUGGAUGGCAUGUGUUCUACAUGAAAGUUGUCAUGUUUUUGAUGUCAUGUGUUGUACUUUUUCUUUCCUUUUCCUCCAGCAGCUAUGUCUUGGAAAUGAAUAAUUGUUUUACUUUGCCACAAUGUCAGCAUACAACUCUAUUACUGGUCGAGCUAAACUUCUGCUAUAGAUUAUCAUGUGAAGGACACUUUCCAAGUGUGGCCUAGGGAGCACAGUUGUGUAUGCAACAUGAGAAUGUGCUUCUGCUUGACAAUAGGUGGGGCAGGGAUCUCAUUUUAUUUUGAGGUGCUUAAGUACUCGCUGCAAAUAAAGUAAUUUAUGAAAAAAGAA